This is a messenger RNA of Corticium candelabrum, 1505 nucleotides long. RefSeq lists its product as uncharacterized. The transcript has 5 exons. The coding region runs from base 287 to 1336 and encodes 349 amino acids. NCBI's taxonomy places the organism in Eukaryota, Metazoa, Porifera, Homoscleromorpha, Homosclerophorida, Plakinidae. Gene Ontology annotation, molecular function: extracellular matrix structural constituent. The record is from RefSeq and is a predicted model, not a curated record.
CUCUCCCGGCCAAUUAAAUAAAAAUGACCGGCCCCUAGUAAUUGGAAAGUGGAAUGGCCCAAAGAUGCACUGGACUCAGCAAACUUCCACUAUUAUGCGUAUAGGAAAUCAAUCUACAACUGUAUGCUUUUAUAAAUGUCAGCAUGCAUCUAAUAUACGCAUGAUGUUGGCAUGCUUAUAUAUAGUGGAUAUAUGUCAUGCAUGCAGUGAAUUGCUUGUUUCAUUACAUUUCGAGUAGUUGAGAAGGCAACAUCGAGUCUGUAGUCAAGUUUAUGACGGUGGGGGUAUGAAGCAUUCUAGACCGCUACCAGCUUGGAAAAUAUGCUCAUUUGUUGCUGUGUCUAGAGACGACGUAUUAAACAUGCAACUGCUAUUUUAUUCGUUGAGCUUUUGCCUUCUGGUAAUUGCACAUACUACUUGGUCAAUGGAAGCGACCACCAGCCAGGAAUGUCAAUGUCCUUUGAAUCUUGCAACAAUUUCCUGCAGCUCUAAAACAGAAGGAGCUGUGCGUUACACCAAUGCCAAAAAAGUUCUUGAGUUUUGCAGUAAACUGCAGUGGCACCCCGUUUCCAGUUCGAUACCAAAACCACCACCAAAUCCGGUAUCUCCACUAGGCUCGCAACAAUAUCCGGGACUCAGUUGUAAGGCUAUUGCCGGUGGCAAUCGCUUGGCGAAAAAUGGUGUCUUCUGGAUCAAGCCCAAUUCUACGCAGAAUGCAUUCAAAGCUUACUGUGACAUUCAAGCAGGAGGAUGGACACUGAUUAUCAAAAUGAACGGAGGGAAGAACACUUUCAAAUAUGACAGCUACCUGUGGACAAGCAAACAGCCAUUCAACCACAAUCGGUGGGGACUCGACUAUCAAGAGGCAAAAUAUCCCGGAUACUGGACUUUGCCAUUUCGAGAAGUCCGUCUGGGCAUGCGUCGUCACUACACAUUGAGAUGGAUAAAUUUUCCGUACUCCGGCAACUCCCUUCACAGCGUUAUUGCAUAUGGGCAGGAAAGACGGGUCAACAUAGGGCGUUACAAAUGGCAGAGCUUGCUGAGUGGCUCGUCUCUACAGAAUAAUUGUUGCAAGGAAGGGUUCAAUAUUAAAGGAAGCUGGGCACAUGUUAGAGUGAGGAUUGGAAUUGUCGGCAACAAUGAGUAUGACUGCAACUCUGUGGAUUCCUUCAUUGGAUUUGGUGGGCAAGUGUCACCAAGUGACAAACGUGGGAUCAACACGUGUGGAAAUAUUGUGCAAUGUUGUGGCCGGUGCGCAAUCUCCAUGCCAUGGGCUACAUCUUUGUUCGUUGAUUCAAAGACGGUCAACAGAUGCUUGCAAAAUUGUUGUUGGUAGUGAAGUUUGCUGGAGUGUCUCUAGAUAGAAGGUUGCUGUUUGUACUUGUAGCAACUGCUGCCAUGGUGUUGUGUGCAUGAUGGCUGUAUGUGUGUAGCCAUGCAGUUAGCAUUGAUCAAAACACGUUUCUCUUGCUGCAGACUUUGCAAGUCUGUCAGUGGAUUGAUUA